CGAGUUGACGCAGCGGUGCUGCUAUUUGUGCCAGAGUUGGAAAGGAGGGAGAAAAGGUUAAGCUAUGACGGGCGUUAUCAUGAACGAGGUGGAUUAUUUGCUUUCAUGUCCAUUUUCCACAAUGUCUUUGGAGGAAAAGCUGGAAGUUAAGAGACUGGGAUCACAUCGGCCGUCGAUGUGAGCUUCUUUACAAAUAAGGAUUACCACAGACCUGACCAUGAACACUGUUGACACUCACCUGAGGGAGACGCUGCCUAAGAUCUCCAAGCUGCUUGGUUGUGGUCUUUCUGCUCCAGAACAUCUUCAUCACUACGUCUUCUUUUGAAGAGGCCCUCAGAUGCUGCAAUCUCUGACCUUAAGGAGGAACUGCUGCUUUCACUCUGUAACGAGACAACGGUUAUUUUAAAGACCCAGCUCCUGGCGGCUUUUAGUGAAAAUUUAACAUCCAUCAAAAUGGAACUGCAGACAGUUAAAUCUGAGCUGUCGGUCAGUAUUUCAAACAUGAAAUCUGACCCAGCCGCCCUAAAUCACGCUGUGGGUGAAACAGAAACUUCAGUCUCCACAUCACCGAUGACAUCGUCACGCUCCAAAGCAGAGCACCUGUCUGCUGAACAGAGAAUAAUAAACUGCUGAAACAGUUGGUCUGUCCUUCUGUAAGUGAAAGCUAAACAGGAAGUGGUUCACUGACGAUGUCGUCCAUUCAGUCUCCUUCACAACCAGAUGAGGUUUUCCUUCUGUUGGCUUCACUCAGAAGACCCUCACAGUGAACAUGAGACACCUGAGAUGAAGAGAGAUGUCACAGCAUCAGCAUCAACAGCAAAGAAAGAGGAAGUUUUCUGUCACCAGCUGAGUGUGUUUCACAUGCAGCGCCUCCGGUGCUCAGCGUGCACAGCGAAGACUGGACUAGUUUCUGCUAUGGACGUCUACCAGGAGGCUGUGCAUUAUCUGGAGUCACAACAUGUACCAGUGGAAACAGAUACAGAUGUCUUGGAAGAGGAUGUUUUCCGGGAGGAGGCAGAGUCCUGCUUUCUUUCUCCUCUUAUCACAGAGAGUAUAGACUUCCCCGACACCCCCACAUCAUGCAGCCUGGAGGACAUGUUAGAAAGAAGACUUGUGGUCCUGAAAGGCAUCCUGGAGAGUGAGGAGGUUUAUCUCAGAGAGCUGGACGCCCUGCUGAUGCCCAUGAAGGCUCUGAGGGCCUCAGCUGGGACCUCCCAGCCAGUUCUGUCCAGUCAGCAGGUCCAGACUGUUUUCUAUCAGGUGCCUGAGCUCCGAGACGUGCACCAAAGCUUUUACUCCGACCUGAAAGCCCGUCUGAGCACUCACUGCCAGGCUGAGGUCAGCUCUGAACAGGAAACAGGAAUGAGACACAAAGACUUUGAGCUAAUGGUGGGAGACCUGUUUCUGAAAAUGGUGAACCAGAUCGGUCUGUACGGUGGUUUCAUUGAAAACUAUGAAAAGGCUGUCGAAGUUGUUAGGAAGUGCACACACUCUGAUCCUCGCUUCCGAACUCUGGCCCAGAGCAUGAUGUCUAACAACGGCGCAGACAAAGCUCGGACUCAAUACACAUUCGAAGCUCUACUGUAUAAGCCUUUGGACAGAGUAACGAAGACCACAUUAGUGCUGCGUGACCUCCUGAAGACGACACCAGUGGAACACAGAGAUUACGUGCUCUUGCAAGAAGUUCUGAGAUUGUCUCGCAGCUUCCUGUCUGGUGUCAAUGAGAGUUCACAGUGCAGACGGGAGGUCACGCUCAGUCACGGCAUGAGGCGUCAGCUGAUGCGUGACGGCUUUGUUGUGGAUAUGAGUGAUGGGGAACGCAGCCUGCGUCACCUCUUCCUUUACACCGACCUACUUCUGUGCACCAGAUUCAAACAUGCAGGCAGAGGGAAGCAGGACCAGUACAGGUUUUGCUGGUAUCUGCCUCUUGCUGGUCUCAGACUUCACUGGGUUGCAGACCAGGAGCGACCAUCUGACGCAAACAUCCGCUUACACUCCAUAAGAACCAAAAUGUACCUCCUACGCCAGCAGCUACGACAACAUGCGAAGGGUUCCAGAGGCUUCAUUAUGGCGGCUCGUAGCAGGAAGAAACUGGAACAGAUGGAGCUGAUGCAGCUCACACUCUCUCCGAUUUACAGACUGGAGCUGCACAGCCUCAGUGGCAAGAGUCACACUCUCCUCUUCUCCUCCCUGUAUGAAUUAGAAGAAUGGAGAGAAGCCAUCCACAAACUGACCACAGACAACAUAGAAACCGUCCCUCCAGACCUGCUCACUCUCACCAGUGCAUGUGCAAAACUGAGAAUGACCCAACAGCCACCGCUACAAACCGCUAAUGCUGGAGAGAACGAGGAGUCGUUAUGUGGGACUUUGAGUGUGGCAGUCCAUUGCGCUUUUGGUUUGCAUCAACCAGCUUGUCUGUAUGUGUGUGUGGAAGUAGACGGCUACGAGUUUUACGAUAAACAGGCCCAGACACACUCUUCAGUCCACAGCCUCAACCCUCACUGGGACCAGGAGCUGUCUUUCCAGGUAGAUGGUGCACAGAACAUGAGUGUGCUAUGUGUGAGUCAGUCGGAUGGACAGAACGAUACAGUCCUGGGAAGAACUACUGUAAAGCUGGAGUCUAAAACCCUAAAUAAGCGAUGGAGAAGACAGACUCUACAGCUGGGCCAUGUGGAGGUGACUCUCUCCCUGAAAUACUGUCCCCACCCACUGGAACCUCCCAGCUCCACAACUCAACAACCGCCCGUCUUCUGUGUGUCCAUUCAAAGUGUGGUGCAACAGCAGGGAGUGCUUGUUCCUCAUGUGGUGCGAUGCUGUGUGGAGGAGGUGGAGAGGAGAGGCUUGGAUGAGGUGGGAAUCUACAGGGUAUCAGGAACCACCAGCGAUAUCAGCAUGCUCAAGUCUGCAUUCAACAGCAAUCUGCGAGAAGCGGUCAGCAGGCUCAGAAGUGCCGAAGUGAACGCUGUUUCUGGUGUCCUCAAGCUCUACUUCAGGGAGCUGCCAGAACCUCUGAUACCCACUGAGCUGUUUCAGAGUCUGGCAAGAGCUCUGGACAUCCAGGACUUGAACUCACGGCUGGUGUCCAUGUUGUCUCUGCUGCAGUCCUGUCCUGACGCCAACCGCCACACCUUCCUCUACCUCUUGCAUCAUCUCCAACGAGUGUCAGAGAGGCAAGAUGUUAACAAGAUGUCGCUACUUAACCUGGCUACAGUGUUCGGCCCCAGCCUUGUACGCCCUCCUGUGGCUGGAGUGGGACACAACGGCCCCACUAUGGAUAUCUCUCAGGAGGUUGUGAUACAGGUCCAAGUGGUUUACUGUUACCUGCAGUGCAACAACCUCCCCGAAGCCCAGAUCUCUCUGCCACAUGACACGGAUGCUGAAGAUGAGACCACCCACAUGUGAGACCACCAUCUGUGCUGCGGCCGGCAGGAAAUUCAAAUAGAGUGUAGAAUCAUGUGAGGGAGGACUGUAAGACAAUAAAGGUAUUUAUUGAUGAUAAAAUA
Molecule: messenger RNA, 3503 nt
Organism: Acanthochromis polyacanthus (spiny chromis)
Lineage: Eukaryota; Metazoa; Chordata; Actinopteri; Pomacentridae
Product: active breakpoint cluster region-related protein
Exons: 24
Coding region: 721-3402 (893 amino acids)
Biological process (GO): signal transduction; positive regulation of GTPase activity
Cellular component (GO): membrane
Molecular function (GO): GTPase activator activity; guanyl-nucleotide exchange factor activity
Source: RefSeq, a predicted model, not a curated record